AACCUUAAUCCUUAUCACAAACAAAAUUUACUGAGAAAUGCAACUGGCGCUGGAAAUAAUCCCAUUCAAUAAACAAAAUCUCAUUUCUCUUUUUCUUUUUGGGUUUUUCUUCUUACCAAACAAACGACGAAACAUCCAUGUAACUUCUAAUUAUCAAAUUAGCAUAAAUGGCGGUUGCUAUGGCUUCUGGGAGUUUAGCAGCAGGAGCUCACACUCUUUGUAGAAGUAAUGAAAUCCCUUUUUCUGCUAAGGCCGUGUUUGGUUUCUCUGCUCGGAAACUCUGCAUUUUACCCAGGCAAAAAUUAUCAGGUUUAAAAAUGCCUAUUACUAGUCCUCAAGCAUCCUUGUCUGCAACUGUGGAGGAUGGAAGCUACCGCGAAACUGAAGAUGUUCCGACCCCAAAAGUUAUAAUUGAUCAGGAUACGGACCCAAAUGCAACUGUUGUAGAGAUAACUUUUGGUGAUCGUUUGGGUGCUCUUCUUGAUACUAUGAAUGCACUGAAAAACCUUGGGCUCAAUGUGGUGAAGGCAAAUGUCUUUCUGGAUUCAUCUGGGAAGCACAACUCCUUCGCCAUCACUAAAGCGGAUACGGGAAGAAAGGUUGAUGAUCCGGAGUUGCUGGAAUCCAUUCGCUUGACUAUUAUUAACAAUUUGCUUGAAUAUCACCCGGAGUCAAGUGCUCAAUUAGCGAUGGGAGCAGCUUUUGGAAUUACACCUCCAAAAAUAGAGGUUGAUGUGGAUAUAGCAACACACAUAAGUGUUGUUGAUGAUGGGCCUAACCGCAGCUUGCUGUAUGUUGAAACUGCUGAUCAUCCUGGACUACUGGUGGAUCUCGUCAAAGUGAUUACUGACAUUAAUGUUGCUGUUGAAUCUGGAGAAUUUGACACUGAGGGCUUACUUGCAAAGGCCAAAUUUCAUGUCAGCUAUCGCGGUAGAGCGCUUAUAAAACCUCUCCAGCAGGUUGUUGGAAAUAGUCUGCGGUACUUCUUGAGACGGCCAACUACAGAGGACGCAAGUUUUUAACUGCGCUGAAAAACCAAUGAAAUCUAAUAUAACAGGUAUUAUCUUGUUAUGGUUCAAGUAUUGUAGCUAUUCUGGGCUGCAAGUGUUGUGGAAUUAUCAAUUAAGAUGUAGAAAACAAGCGCAUUUUUUUGAAUACACGAUUCAUGUAUCAGCUUCCGUAAAGUGAUUUAUGUAAACUUUUGGUCAUUGUAUACAUGGGAAAUUUACUACCACAAAAAGUUUAUGCAGAAUCUUUUUGACAUUAAA
Messenger RNA from Beta vulgaris subsp. vulgaris (sugar beet), 1268 nucleotides. RefSeq lists its product as hypothetical. Gene Ontology annotation, cellular component: chloroplast thylakoid membrane; chloroplast stroma. The transcript is spliced from 11 exons. The coding region runs from base 168 to 1022 and encodes 284 amino acids. The record is from RefSeq and is a predicted model, not a curated record. Lineage: Eukaryota; Viridiplantae; Streptophyta; Magnoliopsida; Caryophyllales; Amaranthaceae.